Molecule: messenger RNA, 2071 nt
Organism: Striga asiatica
Lineage: Eukaryota; Viridiplantae; Streptophyta; Magnoliopsida; Lamiales; Orobanchaceae
Source: the annotation of a GenBank genome assembly
GAACGACCUGAGUCUCAAGAUUUCAAAUCCAAAAAAAAGCCCUCUUCCCUCUCGGAGAUAAUACGAACACACUUUCUCUCACUUAGGGUUCCAAAUUCCGGUAGCUAAAGAGAUUAUUGCCUUUCAGGUUCUGGUCGUCAACCCCGGGUUUGGUCAUCGGCUAUGGCUCUACUGCUGGUUGUUUGGCUUCAGUAACUUGUGAUUGGAUAUGGUGGGUACACAAAAAGAGGGUAAAGGUUGUGGUAGUGAAAUUGGUUCUCGAAGAGUAUCAAUGAGACCUAACGUCAAGGCAGUGAAGGCCAAUGGUGUUGCAGUAAGUAGAGAAACUUGUUCGAAUGAAUCUGGUAGUGAGGGUUUGCUUACGUACAAGAGACGGAAGAUUGCCAAGGUUGCAGAGAAUAAGAAAAUAUCUCAAGAUUCAGUGGGCCAACCUAGUGAGAAGUCCACGAAUUGCUCGCGUGAACGAGCUCAAUUUUUUCAGCAUGGGUCACAUCCUACAACUGCCUUGACCGAUGACUGCUCACUCAUGCACCAAAGAAAUGUUAUUUUAGAACAAAUAUCUCAGUCACUGGAUACUGAAGAUAGUUUGAGAAAAUGCAUUCAAAGCGCAUAUGCCUUCCAUCCAGGAAGUGGUAGCAGAACAAGAGUUGAGGAACCAGGUCAGUAUAGUGAAGAUUGUAGCAAAUGCAUCUCACAGCCUGGGACAUUAAAUGGUCACCAAAAGGCAGCUGGGAGCUAUGUGGGUGUGAAACCCAAAGGAUAUGGCGAUGAAUCUAAGCAUUGCCCAUUCACAGAGCUCUGUCAGCGAACCCUUUCUGACAUUCUAAUGUCUGAAACAUUUGCGCAGUUAUGCAGCUUACUCCUUGAAAAUUUUCAAGGAUUGAAGACUGGUAAUGUUUUUAAUUUUACCCGAAUAAACUCAAGGAUGAAGGAGAAUGCUUAUGAAAGUUCACCAAUGCUAUUUCAUUCGGAUAUCCAGGAGGUAUGGGCUAAACUUCAGAAGGUUGGUUCUGAUAUAACUGCUCUUGCAAAGUGCCUCUCAGAUAAAACAUUGUCUUCCUUUCAUGAACAGUUCCCCUCACAAGAACCCAUCCCAAGCACCAAAACAGAGCAGACGGACGCACACACCUCAGACGGGGCCCACACCUGCAGAAGGUGCCGACAAGAGGCAGAUGACAGAAACGGCCUCGUUUGCGACUCGUGUGAGGGCAUGUAUCACAUCUCGUGCAUCGAGCCUCCCGUCAAAGAAAUUCCCACAACUAACUGGUACUGUGCAGAUUGCACAUCCAAAGAUAACGAAGAGUCCCCCCACGAAAACUGUGUAGCCUGCGAGAGGCUCAACUCCACUAUAUCCUUUCAAUCAGGCGAUGCCACUUACAAACUCAAUAUUUUGCAUGACGGCAGCAUCACAGAGGAUUUAGACGAGAGAUCGAAUGGAUUUCACACCAAAUGCAAGGUGUGCAUGAACGAGAUUAGAAGUGAAGAAGAAUAUAUAAUAUGCGGACAUUCGGAAUGUCCCAACACGUUUUACCACGUGAAGUGCUUGACAGGUCAGCAGUUGGUAUCUCACGGGCAGUGUUGGUACUGCCCGUCUUGCCUAUGUAGGGCCUGCUUGACUGACAGGGAUGAUGAUAAAAUUGUGUUGUGUGAUGGGUGUGAUCAUGCGUAUCACAUUUACUGUAUGGUCCCGUCUAUGGAUUCUGUACCAAAAGGGAAGUGGUUUUGUGUAAAUUGCGAAAGUGGGAUGGCUCGUAUACAAGAAGCGAAGAGGAUUUAUGCGAGUAUGCAGAGAAAGGGAGGGCUUGAUAAGAAACUAAAGGGAAAAGAGGUUUUACAUAAGUCGGGUGGAGUGGAUAUGCUUCUGAAUGCAGCCAAGACUUUGAAUUAUGAGGAGAAUUUGACUUCUAAAGGAGUACAUGCUUCUUCUGAGAUGUAUAUUGUACCCCAAGGGAAGGUGUUAUUACCUGCUUUUGGUUACUUUGGUAUAGACUUCAGAUCUUUCGAAGGGGAUUUCUGUAAAGAGGUGCCAAUUGGGAAUGUAUUGCGUGUUGUGUUUUCUUGCGUAGAAUGA